This is a messenger RNA of Sphaerodactylus townsendi, 5083 nucleotides long. RefSeq names its product crumbs cell polarity complex component 1 (gene CRB1). The record is from RefSeq and is a predicted model, not a curated record. Gene Ontology annotation, molecular function: calcium ion binding. The transcript has 13 exons. Gene Ontology annotation, cellular component: plasma membrane; protein-containing complex. Bases 155 to 4498 code for a protein of 1447 amino acids. Lineage: Eukaryota; Metazoa; Chordata; Lepidosauria; Squamata; Sphaerodactylidae. Gene Ontology annotation, biological process: establishment or maintenance of epithelial cell apical/basal polarity; heterophilic cell-cell adhesion.
CCUGCAUGCUGGCAAGGGGCACAGGCAGAGAUGGCAUGCCGUAGACCCCAUGCCUUGGUUGUUGUCCUGGACUUAGGGCAGGAGUAGGAAGCAAUAAAGACCAACCCCAGCCCCCAGGAUACCAGGCAACUUUAGAGGAGGAUGCCCCAUCAGGAUGAAUAUGGCUUUUUCAAGAAUUGACUCUCUUCUCAUCUUCUACCUCAGUUUCGUGCUACUCAUCCAUUUAAAAAAAUCAUUUUGCAUCCAAGAUGACCGCAGGUGCCUGUCAAAUGCUUGCCAAAAGGACUCUGAUUGUAGCACUUCUGCAGAAAACGCUAGCUGCCGCUGCCUGGACUCACCAGGUGACACUUCAGCAGAGGACUGCACUCAAACCGAUGAUCCUUGUUCCUCCAGCCCGUGUUUUCACAAUGCCACCUGCUUAAGUACUGCAGGAAACCUGAGCUUUUCUUGCAACUGCCCCACAGGGUACCAUGGAACUACCUGUGAAACUGCCACCAGCCUGUGUGACUCACAUGUUUGUAGGCAUGGAGGCACAUGCCGAGAUGAGCCUGGCAGCCUUGUCUGCUCCUGUCCUGAAGGGUACACAGGUACUCACUGUGAAACUGACAUUGAUGAAUGCUUUUCCAAUCCAUGCCUCAAUGGAGCAGUGUGCAGAGACAGGAUCGGCAGGUACUCCUGCUACUGUGUUCCAGGAUACCAAGGGAGGCACUGUGACCUGGAAGUGAAUGAGUGCAUUUCAGAGCCUUGCCUAAACAAUGCAACAUGCCUGAACUUAAUAGGGAAGUACGACUGCAUUUGCCCUCCGGAGUAUACAGCAGUUUCACUCCUCAAGAUCUUCGGAAAACAUUUCAAGUGUAGGCACUCUAACAAAAGGCCUUCUCAACAUCUCCCCCAAAUGGUAAAUAGGAACAGCUGGAACACACGUAUCAACUGUGAGCUGGAAAUUGAUGAGUGUUUGUCACAGCCUUGCCUGAAUGGUGGAAGUUGUCAUGAUAGUCUGGGUGGCUAUUACUGCUCCUGUCCACUUGGUUUCCACGGUGAUUUAUGUGCAGUCAACAUUGAUGAGUGUGCAAGUCAGCCAUGCCUCAAUGGAGGGGAAUGUAUAGAUGAUAUCAACAGAUACGACUGCAACUGCACAGACACUGGACACAUGGGCCUGCACUGUGAAACUCCCAUUCCUUCAUGCUGGUCACACCCAUGCCACAACAAUGCUACUUGCAAGGACACAGCAGAGAGCUAUUUGUGCCACUGCUUGCCAGGCUAUACAGGGUCUUUCUGUGAAAUUGAUGUGAAUGAGUGUAGCAGUAAUCCAUGCCUCCACGGGAGCGUGUGUGUGGAAUUAUCAUGGUCAGACUGGUACAGAAGAAUUCCAGAGCUACCCUCGGAGUUCAGCUAUCACACAGCAGAAGGUUAUGUGUGUGACUGUCAGACUGGAUUCACAGGUAUUCACUGUGAAGAAGAUAUCAAUGAAUGCCACAUAAAUCCUUGCCAAAAUGGAGGAAUCUGUGAAAAUUCUCUUGGAAAUUACACCUGCCAUUGUCCAAUCAAAGAAGAAGAUGGAGUGCUUUAUGGUGGCUGGAACUGUACAGAAGUCCUUGUUGGCUGUGUUCAGCAUAAAUGUCAAAAUGGAGGAUUGUGUAUUCCUUACUUCACAAAUGGACAACACAGUUUUAGUUGCCUGUGUUCAUCUGGAUAUACUGGAGUACACUGUGAAACAGCAACUACGUUAUCUUUUCAGGGAAAUGGGUUCCUUCAUGUUACCAACGUUACAGCCCCUACAGAGAACUGUUUCUAUAACAUAAACUUUAGAUUUCUGACUGUUCAACAAACAGCAUUUAUAUUUAGUCGAGGGGACAAAGAUACUUUUGUGAAGUUGGAGAUACUGAAUAGCUAUUUACAUUUAUCCAUGCAAGUCAAUAACCAGUCAAAGGCCCCUUUGCAUAUAGCACACAAUAUUAGUGAUGGUGAAUGGCAUUCAGUUGAGGUAACCAUAGAAGGAGGAGCUGUUACUCUUAAGUUACUCGACAGCACUUGUCUAGAAUCAUGUCUCAGUAAAAUUGCUGCCACAGUAGAUAGCAAUCAGAUGAUGUUUGCUUUUCAGAGCAUAUUUUUGGGUGGUUUGCCAGAGGGGAACAGGAGCGGUGACUCUCUGCUUAACAUCUAUAAUAUGCCUUCUGCACCUUCAUUUGUAGGCUGUCUUCAGGACAUUGAAAUAGACUUGAAUAUUAUUACCCCAGAGAAAAUGUCACCCGAGUCAUCUUUAAAUGUCAAGGCAGGCUGCUCUAAAAAGGAUUGGUGCGAACUCAACCCUUGUCAGAACAGGGGGCGCUGCAUCAACUUGUGGCUGAGUUAUCAGUGUGAUUGCUUCCGGCCCUACGCUGGGCUAAACUGUGAAACAGAAUACACCCCAGGAAGAUUUGGACAUGAGGAAUCCAUAGGGUAUGCUGCUUUUGCUAUUAACAGUAGUGGCUAUGAAGGUGGGACAAUAUCAAUGUUUGUACGAACACGCAAGCCUUCUGGCUUGCUAUUGGCUCUGGGGGAAAAUUCAUCUGUAUAUCUAAAGAUCUGGUUGGAAGACGGGAAACUCAUCAUGUCAGACUCAAGUUCCAACAAACUCACAGGAACCCAGACUAUGAAUGAUGGACAUUUCUAUUUCAUAUCCUUAAAAAUAGAGUCAAAUAAGGCUGAACUAUUCCAGUCAUCUCAAAAUCUGGGCUACAUUUCUAUGCCAGUAGCAGAAAUCCAAAGCAGAGUUAUUCUCUACGUUGGAGGGUUACCAGAUGAACAAGAAACCAGUGUAAACGGUGGGCAUUUCAAAGGCUGUGUUCAAGAUUUAAGACUCAGCAACCAACCGCUGGAAUUCUUCCCUGUUGGUUCUUCGUUGAAUUCUGUAGUCAACAACAGAACACUGAUCAACAUAGCCCCAGGCUGUACUGGAGACAACCUCUGCAAGCCCAACCCCUGCCAAAAUGGUGGUGUUUGCUAUUCGAUCUGGGAUGACUUCACUUGCUCCUGUCCACCAAAUAUAGCUGGCAAAGCUUGUGAAGAAGUGAAGUGGUGCGAACUUGAUCCCUGCCCCCAUGAAGCCCAAUGUCAGCAGGUGUAUCAAGGAUUUGAAUGUAUCACCAAUGCCGUGUUUAGUGGGAGAAACAGUGCAAUAUUCUUUAGAAGCAAUGGGAAGAUCAGGAGAGACCUCACUAAUAUAGUCUUUGGCUUUCGCACUAGAGACACAGAUGUGAUCCUGCUUUAUGCUGAGAAGGACCCAGAGUUUCUCACCAUCAACAUUCAAAAUAUGAAAUUAGUGUUUCAGCUGCAAAGUGGCAACACAUUCUAUACGCUGAACCUGAGUAGUUCACAGCCAGUGAAUGAUGGAAAGUGGCACCAGGUGAUCUUCUCAAUGACAGAGCCUUUAUCCCAGUCCUCAAGAUGGCAUUUUGAUAUGGAUGAUGAGCAAGACAGUGUGACAAGUACAGUUUCCACAGGGAACCUCAAUUUCCUGAGAGACGAGACAGACAUCUAUCUGGCUGACAGAGCGUUCGACAGCUUGGAUGGUCUAAGAGGGUGCAUGAGCACUGUAGAAAUCAGUGGCAUCCAUCUCUCAUACUUUGACAACACUGAUGGCCAUACUAAAAAACCACAAGAAGAGCAGUUUCUCAAGGUAUCUGCCAAUUCUGUUGUCACAGGAUGUCUCCAGUUAGACUCUUGCAACAUGAAUCCAUGUACACAUGAUGGAAUAUGUGAAGACUUUUAUAGCUAUUAUCGUUGCAUAUGUGCCAAGGGGCGGACUGGAGCUCACUGCGAAAUCAACAUUGAUGAAUGCACAUCAAACCCUUGUGUGCAUGGAAACUGCAGUGAUGGAAUUGCCUCAUACAAGUGUGUAUGUGAUCCUGGAUUCCAGGGGAUGAGAUGUGAAGAAGACAUAGAUGACUGCCGUGGCCACCUAUGUGCAAAUGGAGCCACUUGUAUAGAUGAGGUGAACAGCUAUUCCUGCCUUUGUACAGGAAAUUUCACUGGAAGGUUUUGCAGGCGUAUGAGACCACCUUUCACUGUCUGCAGAAAUGAGAAAGAAAACCUUACCUGUUACAACCACGGCAACUGUACUGAGUUCCAAGGACGCUUAGAAUGCACGUGUCUCGCAGGCUUUGCAGGACCACGGUGUGAAGUGGACAUUAAUGAGUGCAGCUCUGAUCCCUGCCUCAACGGAGGCCUUUGCCAGAAUCGGCUCAACAAAUUCCAGUGCAUCUGUGACAUAAACCAUGCCGGUGAACAGUGUGAGAUCGAUUUGACGUCUGACCUGGCCUCCAGCAUCUUCACUACCAUUGGCUCAGUAACACUGGUCUUGUUGCUCAUCUUCCUGCUGGCAGGUGUACUUUCAGUGGUCACUGCCAACAAACGAGCUACCCAAGGGACCUACAGCCCCAGCCACCAGGAGAAAGAGGGAUCUCGAGUUGAGAUGUGGGACAUGGUACAGCCUCCUCCAAUGGAAAGACUGAUCUAGCAAGAACACCUAAUGUAUUCCUUAUUUGAAAAAAAAAUCCAGCAGGAAUGACUUAGCAAUGUGAAUAAGAUGGAAGAAUCCCUCCAGAGAAUGUCACAUCUCUUGCCAUUUAACCCAGAAAUCUUGGCCAAGAUCCAGAGUGCCAUAUUCAAUGUCUCAUGAGCUGAUAGAGAUUUUUCAGAUCUUCUCUUCUCCAGAGCAGCACUCCAUCAGGCAUAAUGUGUUACUUUGAGAAAACAGAGAACACACACACAAAGUAUGAGUGGAAGCACUUUCUGCAAGAACACCAACUUCUCUAGAGCUCAGAAUUAAUGACCGAAGACUUCUGAAAACAUUUGCUAGAGGAUAAUUAUUUAUUGCACUGGAAAUUUUAGCUUUAGCAUAAUCAACUAUAGAGCACUCUGACUGUAAUGACUACGAACAUAAACAUGAUAAGUGCCUGUGUUUCAGAUACUAUUGAAGCCAUUAUUUUGCAUUUGCUUUUCCCUUCUGGCUGACUAGACAUCAUCAUCAUAGUAGAAGACAAAGAUGAACAAUCAGAUAAGUUUGGUUAAUCUAUCUGCCAAUCUAUUGUCAAAGGCUUUC